AUGGCGUCAUCGCGUCCCCCACCGUCGAAAUCAGUGGAUCUGGACCUCACCAUCGUGGCGGCGAAGCACCUCAAGAACGUCAACUGGAAGAACGGGGAUCUGAAGCCCUACGUCGUUUUUUGGGUGGACCCCGAGCGCCGUCUGGCCACCAAAUCCGACGACUCCGGCAACACCUCCCCUGUCUGGAACGAGCGCUUCGCCCUCCCACUCCCUCUCCCUCUCCACGAAUCCUUCCUCACCCUCGAGAUCUUCCACUCCAAACCCUCCGACACUCCCAAACCCCUCGUCGCCACCCUCCGCCUCCCCCUCAAGGACCUCCACGACCUCCACGACUCCACGCGCCUCCGAAAGUUCCCCCUCUCCCGCCCCUCCGGCCGCCCCCACGGCAAGAUCCACCUCAAACUGGGCCUUCUUGGCCGCCCCCAAUUCCAAUCCCUCGAUUACCUCAACCCCAACCACAACCCUAACCCCAACCCCAAUCCCAAUCCCAACCCUAGUCAUAACCCUAAUUUCGUCUUCUACAGGGGAUAUUCUCAUUCCCAUUCCCCUUCUCCACCACCCUCCCCAUACCCUUCGUACACCUCUUACCCCGAUUCAUAUAAUUCUUCUUACUAUCCCGGUUACUAUUCUGGUGCCGCUCCUCCUCCUCCUCCUCCUCCUCCUCCGAGACCCUUCUUAGACCGUUACGCUGGGCCCAGUGGGCCUUCCGCUCCGCUUGAUUAUUCAACCUGCUACGACCCCAAGCCCAAGCCUCCCAAAAUGGGCCUCGGCACUGGCCUCGCUGUUGGCGCUGUUGCUGGAGCUCUCGGUGGGCUUGCUCUAGAAGAGGGGCUCAAAUACGAAGAGGACAAAAUCGCGGAGAGGGUCGAGAACGACGUCGCUGCUAGUGCUGCGCGCGACGAUUACAGCGAUUAUCGAGUGGAUUACUGA
This is a messenger RNA of Sphenostylis stenocarpa, 930 nucleotides long. The record is from the annotation of a GenBank genome assembly. Lineage: Eukaryota; Viridiplantae; Streptophyta; Magnoliopsida; Fabales; Fabaceae.